Teleopsis dalmanni is the source of this 2272-nucleotide messenger RNA. Its product is annotated as tetratricopeptide repeat protein 27-like. Gene Ontology annotation, molecular function: protein binding. The transcript is spliced from 5 exons. The record is from RefSeq and is a predicted model, not a curated record. NCBI's taxonomy places the organism in Eukaryota, Metazoa, Arthropoda, Insecta, Diptera, Diopsidae. The coding region runs from base 1 to 2235 and encodes 744 amino acids.
AUGCCACCGAAAAAAGAUUUAAACACGUCGAUAAGCGCGGGUGCACAGAAAGAUACCCGCACUAGCAAUAAUAAUGCUUUUGCCAACGAAUUUCAUCAUCGCACCACCACCACAGCAGCAGCUAGUGCGGCAGCAGCAGCAAUUAACGCAGCAGAUCUCGUCGCAGACAGUCGCCAUCAAAUUUACUUGGCCAAUGCUAAACUUUGUCGUUUGGUGCAACGCUGCCCAUGGAUGUAUGAUCGUAGCCACAGCGAUUAUGCGAGAAAGCACAUCCUCGAGAAGUCCUGGGCGAAAAUAGCCAAGGAAUGCAAUGAUACAGACCAGCAAUUAAUUGAUGAGCUCACUAGCAAUUUAUAUGACAAUUACAAAAAAGCGGCAGAAUUUCUAAUAAAACACGUUGAUGCAUUGGCGGAUACCGAGCUUGAAGCUUUGCUGUAUCUAGAAGUGGCAAAUGGUUAUUUGCUAUUCCAUCGCUCACAAAAAUCGGAUGAACUGCUGGAGGAAUUAUGCAAACGCUUGAAUGUUGUACUAAAUGUUGAAGGUUUACUUGGUGUACGCACAAAAUUCCAGCAAAAGCCGCUACCUCAACUUUGUCUCAAAGUAGAGCACGCCAAUGAUGAGUACUUACGCACUGCGAAAGAAACAAAUGGUAAUACCAGUUUACCAAAACUAUUGCUAUUGGAAGAUGACACGCGUUUGGAACGCAUACGUUUCAUAGAGCCAAAAGAUAAUGAUAUCAUGACUCUACCAAGUGUUUUACAAGCCUUAGUAUUAGCAAAAGUCAAACAACUUAAACGUUCUCAACCAAAAGAUCGACUAGCAGACGAAGAGUUAGAACCUUAUAUACAAACAUUACUCUACCAAGAAUGUGGGCCAUUGCAAGUGCGUCUAGCAGUUUUAUUGCUAAAUUGCGUGCAGGAAUCGUCACAACGACGCACAGUCGAACGCAGCUGGAAACAAUGUGAAGAAGCUGUUAAACUGUUGAAUGAGAGCACAUACUCCACACAAGAUCGUCUUUCAUAUGCUUUUGCUGGUUUCCUGCAACCCACGUGGCAAGUUAAAAUGCAACUUUGUGAGUUGUUACUCUCCCUUGGCAUGACUAAAACCGCUUUGGACAUAUAUUUGAAAAUAAAAGCCUGGGAACAAGUAAUUAACUGUUACACGCGCUUGGAGUUGCGCAAUAAUGCAGCGGAAAUUAUACGCCAAGAAUUACAGAAAAAACCAACAGCCUUACUGCAUUGUCUACUUGGCGAUGCUACCGAUGAUCCCACACAUUACGAAACUGCUUGGCAGUUUUCCAAAGAAACUAGCGGCAAAGCUCAAGCACAUUGGGGCAACUAUUUCUUCGGCAGAAAAGAAUACGAAAAAGCUAUAGAACACCUUGAGAAGUCUGUACAAAUAAAUUCAUUGCAAGAAAAAAUUUGGUUACGUUUAGGAUAUGCAGCUAUAAUGAUAGAACGGUGGGAAUUGGCAGUACAUGCGUACAUAACCUAUACACAUUUGGAACCGCUCGGUUUUGAAUCUUGGAACAAUUUAGCCAAAGCGCUUAUUAAGUUGGGUGAUAAGAUGCGUGCACAUAAAGUGUUAAGUGAAUCCUUAAAAUGUAACUACCACAACUGGAAGGUUUGGGAAAAUUUUAUGUUGGUUUCGGUGGACACAGGGCAUUUCGAAGAUGCAAUAAAUGCCUACAACCGCUUAAGUGAUUUAAAGCAACAUUUUCUAGACUUAGAAGUGCUUUGUGUUACCAUGACAGCCAUAGCACAAGGCAAACCUGAUGCUAAAGGUCAAACAGCAGAGCGUUUACAUAAAAAAGCGGUGUCACUUAUGGCCCAGCAGUGUAUCAAACAUGGUAAUGAGUCAAAAGUCUGGGAACUUGCCGCAUUACUCGCCAAAACGCCACUUGAUAAAGCGCAGAAAUUAAUCAAAUCUUACCGUUCUUACACCAGUAAAGAACUUGCCUGGGCGAGUAAACAACCAUUUUCGUUAAAGGCACUACAAUUAACGCGGGAAAUUUGUACAUUAUCACUGCAAGCAAUUACAGAACAUUCCACAGAAGAAACGCCCGGCAUGAUAACAUCACAAUUAAGCUCAGCUCGUCUAUCUGCACAAGCCUGCAUACGUGCCGUAGAGAAAGAAACCGAAAACUGGCCAGAGAACCAAGAAUUGCUGCAAGAAGUCAAGGAAUUAUUUGAACGAACAACAGAGCAAGUAAAACAGCGCAUGGAAAAUAAAUAAUUUAUUUAUUAAAUAUAAAAAAAGCAUUAAAGCUAUA